CUGUGAACUGUGCUAAAAGCUGAAGUUUGUUCGCGUCUUUGAACGUAGCGCUUGACGUGAGUGGAGUGUAUUUACUUCUUGACGCAUCACAGAAUUAACCGGAAGUCUGUUUGUCUACAAUGGGAUGGUAUGCAGAAGUGAUAUUUUUAUUUCUCAUUCAAUAUGUAAUAGCAACAACAGGAGUUCUGCAUAAUAUCAAUUUACCCCCGAACUUUCUUGAUGAAAGCGUACAUCAAAGCCAAGAUACAAUUGAAGAUGAAAUGACUCCACUACUAGUAAAUCAAUAUGAGGAUUUUAAAUACGAACAACUAGGGAAAAUUCUAGCCAAUUUAUUACUCCAGCCUUGGCCUAAAGGUGUAAGUCCAAUUCUUUAUGUAGAAGAUACUUCCCCGGAAAAUUUUCACGAGCAAACACCUGUUGAUAGUAACACAGUGGAAGUCGAUCAUAUCAACAACCUCCCGUUUAAAAGAUCAAGAUAUUAUAGAAAAUAUCCUUGGAAGAGACAAAAUUCUAGAUAUGAUGCUGAAAACCGAUAUUUAUGUCAGCCCACUAAAGAAGACGUCUUCCGUCUUUUAGUAGCGCUACACGAGGCUCGUCAAGGUAACAGAGGCCAAGUACUAAAUUUCUGCAACAGAAGAAGACCAGCAUCUGCUGUAUUUACGAACAUACGUUUUCUUGGAUAAAUAUAUUCAAUGUUUCUUACAAUGUGACUGAAAACGAGAUAUCCAGUAUUACAAGAUUGUUGACAAACGCUUUGACCGUCUCAUCCACUAGUUGUAAUAUUUUUUACUGAAACAGUUUAAUUCUAAUAGCAGCAAAGCAAACCUGCAACUACUUCGAUACUCCUCAAACGUUUUAAUUUUAUACUUCAUGGACAUAUCUAAUCAGGCAAUUUUACUAAGAAAAUAUGGUUUUUAUAAGCAAUGAGUCCUUACAUCACUUAAUGCAAUACUUCACAAGUUGCCUUUAAGAAACGAGACAAUUAGCAGACAAAAUCUUUUUUUCAAUGUUACCGUUAUGAGGAGUUAUCGUCCAAAAGAUAAUUAAAAAGAAUUAAGCUGAGUCAAAAAGUAACUAGUUCGUUGUACGUCUGUAUUUAUUUCAAUUUGUUUCUUGAACAGACUUAAGACUGUUAGUUUUUAGAGUAAAUUAUAUGUAUGUUUUUCUUUGAAUGAAUGUGAAUAUAUAAAUUAUAAAUUAUUCUUAAUGUGCGUAAUAAUGUAAAUUGAAAAUAAAUCAAUCAUGUUUAUAUAUU
Molecule: messenger RNA, 1255 nt
Organism: Tribolium madens (black flour beetle)
Lineage: Eukaryota; Metazoa; Arthropoda; Insecta; Coleoptera; Tenebrionidae
Exons: 4
Coding region: 120-683 (187 amino acids)
Source: RefSeq, a predicted model, not a curated record